Molecule: messenger RNA, 526 nt
Organism: Nanorana parkeri
Lineage: Eukaryota; Metazoa; Chordata; Amphibia; Anura; Dicroglossidae
Gene: MRPS33
Product: mitochondrial ribosomal protein S33
Exons: 3
Coding region: 89-400 (103 amino acids)
Cellular component (GO): mitochondrion
Source: RefSeq, a predicted model, not a curated record
CCCGGGGAUCCUGCAAGUACUUCCAGGUCGCACAGGCUGCAUGGAGUUGUAGAGAGGUCACCCAGGCAGAGAUCACAGCAGUGCGGCCAUGUCAAACUACGCUUUCCGCAUGUCGUGUCUGAGCGCCAGGAUAUUCGGAGAGGUUGUGCGGCCAACGAAUAGCAAGUCUAUGAAGGUAGUGAAGCUCUUCAGUGAGCAGCCGUUGGCCAAAAGGAAAGAGGUUUAUGACUGGUACCCACCACACCAUAUCUAUGCCCCCCUGAUGCGCAAUUUGAGAUUUAUGGGCCUUUACAGGGAUGAGCAUGAGGACUUCAAGGAAGAGAUGAAACGACUGCGCAAACUGCGUGGCAAAGGCCCGCCCAAAAAGGGUGAAGGCAAGAGAGCAAUGAAGAAAAAAUAAUUUAUUUUAAAGGAUUGGUCGCUUUAAAACUGAUUGGUCAGUAUUGGGUAGAUACUGGUGGGCUAAAUCACUUUCUUGUAUCUUUUGGGACUCUGACAAAAUGUCUGCCCCCUAAGUAUUCAGCUC